AUGGAGCAGUGGUAUGAAAAAGCAGUCGCAAAUCUGACAAGACAACCAUACUACAGUAAGGCAGUCAGCCUGGUCCACUCGGCUAACUAUGCCGAUACCCUGUUCAUAAAUCAGUGUGCCUCCGCUGUUGACGGGCUGCGCACCAGGGGGAAUAGUUAUAGUAGAGACCGUGUCUCUGGAGCACCUUCUUUCGUUGUCGUCGUUGGGACGGGAAGGGUUGCCCAGCUAGUACUGAAAGACGUCCUGCUGCCCAAGCAAGUACCAAUUAGAGUGUUGUCACUAGGGCGUGAUACAGUUCACUCUGAGCGGAUUGCAGAGCUUGGGAUUCUCGUCACCACCGAUCUCAAUGUCCUACUGACAGCAGAGCUGAUUCUACUGUGUCUUCCUGCCGUUGAUGCCGCAACCAUCGAAGCCCACAUAGCCAAUUUUGGCCUGGAAGACAAGGUUGUUCGCUUCACUUGCUCCGACAGGGCCACUUUAUGA
Molecule: messenger RNA, 483 nt
Organism: Giardia duodenalis
Lineage: Eukaryota; Fornicata; Diplomonadida; Hexamitidae
Exons: 1
Coding region: 1-483 (160 amino acids)
Source: RefSeq, a predicted model, not a curated record